UGUCUUCCCUCUGGUCUCUCCCUACCUUUCUCUGUCUCUCUCUCUUUCUCUGUCUCUCUCGCUUGUUUCGUGUUUUAAGUUAGGGUUUUCUUGAUCUCGUUUAGUGGCUUUAGGAAUCUCCAUUUCUCCUCACCAGAUCAAGUUUCUCUGAUUUGGGACGGGGCUGGAUAGCUCGAGCCAGACAGAAAAUAUUAUUUGAAGUAUUGAUUUGGCGUGUUAGCUUGGAAUUGGCUAAUGUCUGUCUUCAUACAUUGGCUUUGUCAUCAUCACUGGAGUGCAUAGUGAUGGUUAAUUGCUCUGAGUGAACUGCUGGUUUGGUUUUUAACAAGCUAAUUCCAGUAUUAUUUUUGGAACUGCCAAUAAAAAUUAAUCCUCGGAAGGAAGUGAAUACACGACCAGAGGAGGAUUCCUUGUAUCCAUGCUGGUAGAGAGCAUGCGUGGAAUUCGUGCUUCGGGUAAUGCCCCUGACGAGUGCUGCUGCCGAUGCAUUCGGUGUGGUGACAAUUUGUCUAGUCACUAUUUUGAUUCUAUUUGGUUUGUUGUGCAUUGCCUACUCAUUUUACUUGCACUCUCGUGUUCGUAGUCAAGGCUAUUUUCAACUCGGUUAUUUUAGUGGUCCCUGGAUCAUCCGAAUCAUAUUUAUUUUGUUUGUAAUCUGGUGGGGUGUUGGUGAAAUUAUCCGGUUAAGUUUGUUGAGACGGAAGGGAAGAGUGUUGAAUGCCCUUGACUACAAAUGGCAGGAAACUGUCUGCAAAGGCUACAUUGUCUCGAAUUUGGGUUUUGCAGAGCCUUGUUUAUUACUCACCCUCAUGUUUCUCCUCCGGGCUCCCUUACAGAAGAUGGAAUCAGGAAUUCUUUGUCGCAAGUGGAAUGGAAGAACUGCUGUGUAUGUUGUUCUCUAUUGCCUUCCAAUGUUUGUCCUUCAGUUGCUUGCUAUACUAAUCGGACCGCAACUACGCAAGGAUAAGAGUAUAUCGAAAAGGUUUCCUCAUUAUUUUACCUCUGCUGCUCAUGGGAUGCAAAAUGCUGCCGCCUCUAAUAUUGCGCUUUGCACUUACCCUUUAUUGAAUACAAUGCUUCUUGGUUUUUUUGCUUCUGCACUGACUGUCUACCUGUUUUGGCUUGGAAGGCGGAUUUUGAAAUUGGUCAUCAAUAAGGGUUUGCAGAAGAGAGUGUACACAUUAAUAUUCUCAGUUUCAAGUUUCCUUCCAUUGAGGAUUCUCUUACUUGGACUAUCUGUUUUAUCUAAGCCAGAGCAUUUUCUAUUUGAAGCUAUUGCUUUCUCAUCGUUUCUUGCCCUCUCAUGCUGUGCUGGGGUGUGUAUUUGCAUGCUUGUUUACUAUCCCGUUGCUGAUUCUUUAGCACUGGGGAAUCUUCGGGACCUGGAGGUAAGUAGAAGAUAUGCUGAUGAGCACAAUGAAACCAUUUCCCUUGAUGCAAACCAAAGCCAUCUAGAAGAAAGUGCUCAUUUAAGCCCAGGCAGAAACUCUGACGCCUCAGCUAAGCGAGGAUCAAUCUCUUUCAGGGCUUGCCAAAGAGAUGAGACUCCUUCAGGGCCAUUUGUGGAGCUGAGCCUUUUUUCUCCUGGUCGAGAUGCAACUCCACCAGGUUCGCCUCCGCUGCUAGGCUGGCCUAUGCGCCCACUUGUGGAUCCGAAGACUGGGCAAGGAACCGAGUUCUCUUGGUGAAUAUCAAUUUUGUGAUAAAGAAAAAACUGAUUGUAAAGGGUUAGUUCCAAUAAGGAUUUUUAUUCUUGGUUUGUUGUCUAUUUUUUAGAUUUUGCUGGUUUUUGAUUCCAUGAUCUGCUGCUUCCUUUUCUUCUCCCUUUCUGUAACAUUCUUAAUCCUGAUUUCUAUUUGCCCCUUCUUCCGAGCCUCUUGAAUGAAAGCAAGGUGCUUGCUUUUCCUAUUGCUC
Populus euphratica (Euphrates poplar) is the source of this 1914-nucleotide messenger RNA. RefSeq lists its product as uncharacterized. Lineage: Eukaryota; Viridiplantae; Streptophyta; Magnoliopsida; Malpighiales; Salicaceae. Bases 459 to 1688 code for a protein of 409 amino acids. The record is from RefSeq and is a predicted model, not a curated record. The transcript has 2 exons.